This is a messenger RNA of Eurytemora carolleeae, 3301 nucleotides long. Its product is annotated as FMRFamide receptor. The transcript has 22 exons. The coding region runs from base 626 to 1969 and encodes 447 amino acids. Lineage: Eukaryota; Metazoa; Arthropoda; Copepoda; Calanoida; Temoridae. Gene Ontology annotation, molecular function: G protein-coupled receptor activity. Gene Ontology annotation, cellular component: plasma membrane. Gene Ontology annotation, biological process: G protein-coupled receptor signaling pathway. The record is from RefSeq and is a predicted model, not a curated record.
AAGGUAUUAAUCAGAAUUUCAAAAAUUAUUGUUUAUUACUUUUUAAAUCCUUAAUAUUUUUCCAUUGCAUCUUAACCUCACCAUACAUUCACUCUUUCAUUAUCAUUCAUUCGAAUAACUUCUCCCUUUCACUUUAUACCUUCCCCUUAUCUCUUUCAUUAUCAUUUCUAACGCCCGAAACUGAACGUCCUCAAAAGUAUUUUUGAUUUAGCCUGCAGCUUGAUAAUUUUACAUCUUAAUAUUCAUAUAGGAGGGAAUACCACCAUUCAGACUAAACUACUGCGCUAUAAUAGUGCUUCCCAGCAAAUAAUUUCUAAGGUGGAAAAUGUUUUGUAUAAUCGCGGAACACCUUGUGGAUAAUUGUUAUUGCCUGUUUCAACCAGUUCUCUCAUGAAAACCCCGGGAAAACUAUCCGGGCGGAAGGGCUCUAACCUCAGGCGAAUACGUUCACAUAACGUUCUCUGUCCCGGGAAUUUCUCGAGGCUUUUCUGGGGAAAACCUCGACUCUUGAGUAGAAGCCGUAUAGUUGGUUUUCAACGCAGGGUAGGGCUGGAAGUAAGAGCUGACAAACCAGGUAAGCGUGCUGGAAGUCUAGAAGCUGGAACUGUGUGAGCUAGAAGCUAGAAUGGAGUUCUUAGUUGAGAAUACGAGGAACUUGACUGAGGACAAAUUCAUGGAACUGGAUCCAGAAACAACAAACAGUACACUAGGAAUAGGGCUGGACCUGAAUGACAAUGAAACAGAUUUCACUGAACUAUGUGGGAAAGCAGCGAAUUAUGAGGAAGUGAAUGAAUUCUACAGAUGGUGGAUUUUGGGUAUAGCAACGAGCCUGCUGGCACUUCUUGGCAUCAUUGGAAAUAUCAUCAGCUUACUCAUACUUUGUAGCAGGAGUAUGUCGAGCAUGUUCAACAAUCUGCUGGCCUGCCUAUGUGGAGCUGACAUACUCUUCCUGGUAACAAAUGUGCUGCUGGCUCCGGUCAACCUGGGACUAGCGUACAUAGAUACCGGGGUGUAUGGAUAUCUGUUCCCCUGGGUAGAAAGCUGCUCUCACUUCUCUCUCUCACUCUCCAUCUUCCUGAUAGUGAGCAUCACCGUAGAAAGAUACCAGGCAGUGUGUUACCCACACUACUAUCAGGUUCGAGCUCAGAACUCAGGGAAUUCAAGUCUCCUUCGACAUAUUAUACCAGGGGUAGUACUCUCGCUUAUCCUCAAUAUUACAAGGUUUUUAUCCAUUUCACCUCUUGGCCUUGAUCUCCAGAGUAUCCCUUCAUAUCUCAAGUUCCUACUUUUCUUUCAGAUUUUCCAUCCGUUCACUACUACAGGCAUAAUUCCACUAGUUCUCCUCACUACUCUCAACUACAAGGUGUACUCACAUAUGUCGAAAACAAGAUACUUCCACUCAAACCAGAGAAGAACAAAAGAUUUCAGCUUGGCAAAGGUUAUGACAGUGCUUGUUGUGGUCUUCCUUGGUCUGAAUGUUCCUCGCCUAUUUCUAAGUUUCAAGGAGGUUACAUCUAUUAGAACUGUGGAGAAAUGUUUGGAUAAUGGGAUAUUCUUCAAUAUCUCAGAAGAAACAUAUAUAGCUGACUUCAUUGCUCGACUGUGUGCUGUUCUCAAUUCCUCUAUAAACUUUAUAAUCUACUGCAUGUUUGGUACAGAGUUCAGGAAACAGCUCUUCUUAAAAUUUGGGAUUGGAAGCCUGGGCAGAAAUGGAUCUCGUCAUGGCCAGACACGUGUGCAAUCCCGGGAACCGUCGGAGGAUCAGUUCAACAUGCUUAAUCGUGAGAGGCAGGAUCAAGUAACUGUUGACGGUACCUCUGUUACUCGUCUCCAGGCCAGGGCAGAUAAACAAGUUAAUGGAAAAGAUGUAUAUCUGGUGACUGCUGAAACAACAGUUACUAAUACCUCACAAACCAACGGAAAUACCGCAAACAUCAACAUGAAUACAAAGACUCCACAAAGCCGUUGAUCCACGUGAGGCCGAACAUGUACAGCUUGUCCUCGGACCAACCAGAGGCCGAGGUUCAAGUUCUCAGCGGAGGCUGCGUAGAACAUGGUACACGGUACACAAAGCACAAUGGAACCCUGUUAGAAACCCAUCUGUAAAAACAGGACUAAUCAUCGUGAAAUAUCAUUGUUAUCGAUCUAUACAAUUUAGUUAACAAACACUCAUCUUUGAUGAUCAAUCUUCGCUUCGCUUACGACUAAAUAUCGAUAACGAUCAACUACAGUCAUCAAUCAAUCAAAGUUAACGAUUCAAAUUAUAAACAAAACAAGACAAGAAACGAGGAAAGAAGAAACGAACCAGCUGAACGGUGAUAAACUAUUAACAUUUAAAAACAUAUUUAUAAUUCUUCAAGCGGUAAUUGACUCAAACACUAAAAUCAAAUCAGAUAAAAUAUUUUUUUGGAGAAUAUGACAAUAAAAGAACAGAUUACAUACUAAAAAGCUAGAAAGCCCUCCCUAGUCCCGGGAUGAUAUUUUCUAAAAAAUCUGAAUAGUUUCUUGCCCAAAAUAAAGUAAAUGUUGUGAGGUUUUAAAUGGAAAAGAUAAAAAUGCUUGUGGCCGAGUCCAGUAUUUUAUGCUAGUCGAAUUAGAAAAAUCUAAUGGUUUUACUGAAGUAAAAAAGUGUUUUUUUUGAACAAUCAAAUAAAAUAAGUUGAUAAACUUUUUAAAUGUUUUCAACCGAGACGAAACCUUGAAACUUUUUACGUUAGGUUUGCGGUAUACUGCGGUAUUUCAAAUAUUGCCAGAAUCUUUAUUUAUAAAAACUUAAAGGAGUUGAGAACGAAAAUUUAAACCCUUUGUUUUCGCCUUGCUCCAUUUAUAGACGCACAAUGGGAACCAACACAUCUUAAUCUUUAAUUUUGCUUCCUAAAAGCACCCUAUUUUCAGCUAGAAAAAUAAGGAUUUCUUAGUUAUCCAGGACCAGAAAAAUUCACAAAUAAUAAAUAUGAAGUCAAGUUUCGCAUGAGAAUAUAUCGCAAAACGACAGUGGUUACAAAAAACCUUAUUGUGCCAAAUUUAAAAUGUUUAAAAAACUUAAUCAACAUAAACUCGAAUUGUUAGAUAAUUGUAUCAUGAUGCUGAAAACUAUGAAUUUUGGCAAGUCAAAGUUUAGGUUUAGGUAAAUAUAAGAACAUUAUAAUUUAUAUGCGAGUAACCAUUUCCUUUGUUUAAAUUGUAAUUGUACAAUUUAUUCUUCCAAGGAUAUACAUCAGAACAGAUUUUGUUUCAAUAAUUAUUCAUUCAGUUAGUUUAAUAAUUGAUUAUUAUACCAUUAAAUGGAGAGUACUUAUAA